AUGGGGAAAGUUCAAUUCAUCGUUGUGUCUGAUCUUUCCGACUUGACUUCGGUCCAUGCAAAGAAAGUGGCCCGGAAACACUCGGCUCGGGAAGCGCACGCUCGAGAGAGACGAUCACGGACUGCCAGGUUCCAAACACGACGUUGUCAAUUAAAACAGCCCCCCUCCGACGCAACCCGAGCAUGUUUAUCAGCUGAGAGAGACGAUUCCGAGUUGAUGCCGAGCCCGCUGGACCUCGUCUCCGCGCACCGGAAUGACCCCUUUGAUACUUUCGCCCUCCCAAUGGGGCGCAAGGAGCAACUCCUCUUUGAUCAUUAUGUCAUGACCGCCAUCCCGUGCCUGAAUGCCCACUGUAACAAAUUUUUGGGCCUCAAAGACUAUGCCGACACCAUGACGCGAGAAUGGAUACGGCUCGCUAUAACAGACUGCGGCUUUAUAUACGGGGUCUUCCUAUCCUCAUGCCGUCAUCUGUCCCAAAGCUUUAAAAACGACCCCAUCGAAGGGGAGCAGCACUAUAUGCAGCUAGCGACAGAGUACAAGCUUGCAUGCUUGCGCACCGUGAUAAACGCCCUGCCUGCAGUCCAAUCCACUCUACAAGUGGACUAUACAACCAUAGCCAAGACAAUGCUUCUGGGGCUUGACGAGAUUUGGAUGUCGAAUUAUGGUGCGAUGCGUUGGCAUUUAUUUGGGGCAAUUAAGCUGGUGAAUCUAGCUGGGGGGCCAGAGGUUCUUGGUAAGGAUGGCUUUCUUUUCUGCAUCUUUGUCCAGAUUUGCAAGGCCACCGGGAUGACGGAUCUAGCGACCAUGUGGACGCCUCCGACCCUCCAGAACUUGACUGCAUGA
Molecule: messenger RNA, 843 nt
Organism: Clonostachys solani
Lineage: Eukaryota; Fungi; Ascomycota; Sordariomycetes; Hypocreales; Bionectriaceae
Source: the annotation of a GenBank genome assembly